Molecule: messenger RNA, 1169 nt
Organism: Xylona heveae TC161
Lineage: Eukaryota; Fungi; Ascomycota; Xylonomycetes; Xylonales; Xylonaceae
Exons: 5
Coding region: 486-1127 (213 amino acids)
Source: RefSeq, a predicted model, not a curated record
CGUGAGUAAAGUAGGUGAGACAAAAACACUUGGGAAAAGAAAAAUUGUGGUCAUGAUGCUGAAUCAGGCGUCCGCCGCCUGGGACCUAUUGAACUUACCUGUUAACACGAGAAGCUUGAGCGGUGAAUGCGUAGACAAGCGUUUUGCUACAUAUACCCGAGGGUGGCUUAGACCUGCUCAAUCGCUGCGGCCCGAUCGUCUGCAAGUGCGCAUACUUGGGGAGUUUGGAAGGCUGCUCAUCCUGCAGGCGCUGAGCCUUCUAUAAGUUCAAUCUGAACAUGCCGCGCGGUCACCAGGCGAGCUCAGGUCUCACAAGGCUGCUCGGUUGCUGCGGCACCCUUGCCCCAACCCCUCCCCCGCUGGACUUAACUUGAGGUUUUGGGGCAUAUAAAGGCUUACUAUCGACGCAAAGUCUUUGCAGCACCCUUUGAGUAAUUCCUGAAGACAUUUGAUUGUCCGCAUCUUCCCUAUUCCAACCCUUAACUAUGGCCGCAGAAGGGUACUACGGAGGGUAUCCUCCAGAUCAACAAGGAUAUUCGCACCCGUACGGUGCGCCUGCCCCAGGCCAAAGUGAAUACGAUCGUGCACCUCCUCAGCAGCAAGGAUACAACUACGGCGAAAGUCCAGCACAUGGAUACGGUGCCCAAGCCCCAUAUGAGGGUUCUCCAUACCCACAGCAUCAGAGUCAGUAUCCGCCGCCGGAUGCUUAUCAACACCACAAUCCUCCGCCUGGGAACUAUGAAGAGCCUAGGGCUUCGGCUACACUUUCGCCCUAUGAUUAUAACCAGCAUCCUUCAUCUCGACCUGGGUCUGCCCACGGAUAUCAGUCGUCCCAUUCUCGAGGUUACGUGCCCGGCUAUGACGCGCAGUCGACGGGACCUGGCGGCUAUGCCCAUCCAGGACCAUCCGAUCCGGGGGCACCUGGUGGAGGACACGAAGGAGAGCGUGGACUUGGUGCUACGUUACUAGGCGCCGCCGGAGGCGGCUUCGUGGGCCAUGAGGCCGGGGGUGGGGCUCUCGGAACAAUCGCCGGGACCCUUAUAGGUGCAAUCGGUGCCAACGUUCUUGAAAAUCGACAUGAAAAAAGGAGAAGAAGCACAAAAAGUACGAGGACGACGCCGGUCUAGCAUAUGGAAGCUCGUACGGGGGAAGCCACGAGAGCCACGGUC